Messenger RNA from Paraglomus occultum, 1215 nucleotides. Lineage: Eukaryota; Fungi; Glomeromycota; Glomeromycetes; Paraglomerales; Paraglomeraceae. The record is from the annotation of a GenBank genome assembly.
AUGAGUAGAUUUGGGACUUUGUUUCGCGUGACCACUUACGGUGAGUCGCAUUGCAAGUCCGUCGGGUGCAUCGUAGACGGAUGUCCACCAGGACUACCACUGGUUGAGAGUGAUAUUCAGAAACAGUUGAACAGAAGGCGCCCUGGACAAAGUAACUUGACAACACCGCGCGACGAAAAGGAUCAAGUGACAAUACUAUCAGGAACAGAAUUUGGCGUGACGCUGGGCACUCCAAUCGGUUUAUCGGUUCCUAACCAAGAUCAACGACCGCACGAUUAUACCGAAACUGACUUCUAUCCAAGACCAAGCCAUGCUGAUUGGACUUAUCUGCAGAAAUAUGGCGUAAAAGCUAGCAGCGGAGGUGGUAGAGCAUCUGCCAGGGAAACAAUCGGUCGCGUGGCUGCUGGUACUAUUGCCGAAAAAUACUUGAAAAUGGCUUACGGAGUAGAAAUAGUUGCUUUCGUAUCUUCGGUGUCAAGCGUGAAAAUGCCGUUUCUUGAGAGUGAUGGUGAAGACCUGUUUUCUGACGAUUUCGCGCAAUUUUUGAAUUCCGUUACGCGUGAUGAUGUUGAUCAACAUAUUGUAAGAUGUCCCGACAAGGAUGUUGCUGAUAAAAUGAGAGAGCGUAUUCUUGAAGCGAAAAGUAAAAGUGAUUCGGUUGGCGGAUCAAUAACAUGUGUCGUUCGUAAUGUUCCGCCUGGGCUUGGGGAACCAUGCUUUGAUAAAUUGGAGGCUGUGCUAGCCCAUGCAAUGCUUUCUCUCCCAUCUACCAAAGGAUUUGAGAUCGGUAGCGGGUUUCGAGGUACCACGUUGUUUGGCCAUCAGCAUAAUGACCCGUGGGUAAUGGGAGCAGACGGAAAACUGGGAACAAAGACAAACCGUUCCGGUGGUAUUCAGGGUGGUAUCACCAAUGGAGAACAUAUAUAUUUCAGAGUAGCAUUUAAACCACCGGCUACAAUAUCUCAACCACAAAAUACAGCCACGUAUGAUGGUAAAGACGGCGUUCUUGCCGCUCGUGGUAGGCAUGAUCCGUGCGUACUACCAAGAGCAGUGCCAAUUGUUGAAGCAAUGACAUCGUUGGUGCUUAUGGAUGCCGUGUUGAUCCAACAGGCUCGCCAUACUGCAAGAAAACUCUUGCCGCCUAUAACAACUCUGCCGCCUACUAUGUUGGGAGCUGUUACCAAAUUGGACAAGAAUGAACAAGAUGACGAAUGA